This is a messenger RNA of Myotis brandtii (Brandt's bat), 1637 nucleotides long. RefSeq names its product solute carrier family 32 (GABA vesicular transporter), member 1 (gene SLC32A1). Gene Ontology annotation, biological process: amino acid transmembrane transport. The coding region runs from base 40 to 1620 and encodes 526 amino acids. The transcript is spliced from 2 exons. NCBI's taxonomy places the organism in Eukaryota, Metazoa, Chordata, Mammalia, Chiroptera, Vespertilionidae. Gene Ontology annotation, molecular function: amino acid transmembrane transporter activity. Gene Ontology annotation, cellular component: vacuolar membrane. The record is from RefSeq and is a predicted model, not a curated record.
CCAGCUCCUCCUGUCCUUUCCGUGGGCCCCGCCGCCGCCAUGGCCACCCUGCUCCGCAGCAAGCUGUCCAACGUGGCCACGACCGUGUCCAACAAGUCUCAGGCCAAGGUGAGUGGCAUGUUCGCCAGGAUGGGUUUUCAGGCGGCCACGGACGAAGAGGCGGUGGGAUUCGCGCACUGCGAUGACCUAGACUUUGAGCACCGCCAGGGUCUGCAGAUGGACAUCCUGAAAACCGAGGGCGAGCCCUGCGGGGACGAGGGCGCCGAACCGCCCGUCGAGGGAGACAUCCAUUACCAGCGCGGCGACGGCGCGCCCCUGCCGCCCUCGGGCUCCAAGGACCAGGCCGUGGGGGCUGGUGGCGAGUUCGGGGGCCACGACAAGCCCAAGAUCACGGCGUGGGAAGCGGGCUGGAACGUGACCAACGCUAUCCAGGGUAUGUUCGUGCUGGGCCUGCCCUACGCCAUCCUGCACGGCGGCUACCUGGGGCUGUUCCUCAUCAUCUUCGCCGCCGUGGUGUGCUGCUACACCGGCAAGAUCCUCAUCGCCUGCCUGUACGAGGAGAACGAGGACGGCGAGGUGGUGCGCGUGCGGGACUCGUACGUGGCCAUCGCCAACGCGUGCUGCGCUCCACGCUUCCCCACGCUGGGCGGCCGCGUGGUGAACGUGGCGCAGAUCAUCGAGCUGGUGAUGACUUGCAUCCUGUACGUGGUGGUGAGCGGCAACCUCAUGUACAACAGCUUCCCGGGGCUGCCCGUGUCGCAGAAGUCCUGGUCCAUCAUCGCCACGGCCAUGCUGCUGCCCUGCGCCUUCCUUAAGAACCUCAAGGCCGUUUCCAAAUUCAGCCUGCUGUGCACCUUGGCCCACUUCGUCAUCAACAUCCUGGUCAUCGCCUACUGCCUGUCGCGGGCGCGCGACUGGGCCUGGGAGAAGGUCAAGUUCUACAUCGACGUCAAGAAGUUUCCCAUCUCCAUCGGCAUCAUCGUGUUCAGCUACACGUCGCAGAUCUUCCUGCCUUCGCUGGAGGGCAACAUGCAGCAGCCCAGCGAGUUCCACUGCAUGAUGAACUGGACACACAUCGCCGCCUGCGUGCUCAAAGGCCUCUUCGCGCUCGUCGCCUACCUCACCUGGGCCGACGAGACCAAGGAGGUCAUCACGGACAACCUGCCCGGCUCCAUCCGCGCGGUGGUCAACAUCUUCCUGGUGGCCAAGGCGCUGCUGUCCUACCCGCUGCCCUUCUUCGCCGCCGUCGAGGUGCUGGAGAAGUCGCUCUUCCAGGAAGGCAGCCGCGCCUUCUUCCCCGCCUGCUACGGCGGCGACGGCCGCCUCAAAUCGUGGGGGCUGACGCUGCGCUGCGCGCUGGUGGUCUUCACGCUGCUCAUGGCCAUCUACGUGCCGCACUUCGCGCUGCUCAUGGGCCUCACGGGCAGCCUCACGGGCGCCGGCCUCUGCUUCCUGCUGCCCAGCCUUUUCCACCUGCGCCUGCUCUGGCGCAAGCUGUUGUGGCACCAAGUCUUCUUCGACGUCGCCAUCUUCGUCAUCGGCGGCAUCUGCAGCGUGUCCGGCUUCGUGCACUCGCUCGAGGGCCUCAUCGAGGCCUACGGAACCAACGCGGAGGACUAGGGGGCCAGGGCGAGCUC